Diorhabda carinulata is the source of this 1373-nucleotide messenger RNA. RefSeq names its product alpha-tocopherol transfer protein-like. NCBI's taxonomy places the organism in Eukaryota, Metazoa, Arthropoda, Insecta, Coleoptera, Chrysomelidae. Bases 508 to 1284 code for a protein of 258 amino acids. The transcript has 7 exons. Gene Ontology annotation, cellular component: membrane. The record is from RefSeq and is a predicted model, not a curated record. Gene Ontology annotation, molecular function: phosphatidylinositol bisphosphate binding.
UUUCGAUACAAUACAAAUGAAAUGGUGUAUUAUAAGAAUUUAAAGUUGAUUUUAUCAAUUUUCGAUAUUAAUUGAUAGAGAUUUAUCAGAGAAUUAUUAAAAGUCAAUAGUGUUUCAAAUGAAAAUCGCCCAUAAGGUCCUAUUUCGUAUAAUACGAUGAGUUAUUAUUCUCAUUCAGCAUGUCCGUAAUAGGACGUAUGUGAUUUAUUAUUUCAAUUCAAAAGAAGGAAUUUACAGUUCAACGACAAUUCCGCACGUUUCCACUGAGUAAUUAAGUGUCGAUGGUUUUUUAUUGACUUUCGACAGAUGGCGCGCGGAAUUCUUUGUCGAUGUUACAUAGAGUUGUAGGAAAAAAUUUAUUUCUGUCCUGUCUUUUGUUGACAUUACAUUCCCAAGUUCACUCAUAACUGUCAUGUCGAAAGAUGUAAACAAUAAUUUUUGCAGACUUGUAAUAAUUAAAGUCUAGGUCAUGAAUCAUUUGUUGUCGUUCCGUUCGUAUUAGCAAAUAUGGAAAACGAAAAUAAAGAGCAGAAAUACGAGAGUUUCAAAGAAUUUGAAAAACUAGCUAGAGAGAAAAAUAUCAAUCGGUUGGACAAAAGUUAUUUGAGAAGAUUUUUCGUUGGACGACAGUAUGAUACCGUGGCAGCUUUAAAAGCACUUCAAAAUUACGAAAGUUUUGUAAAAAGACGUAAAGAACGAUGGCUGACGAUGAAAAAAACAAGAAUAGAACUGUUAAUACAAUAUCAAAUUGUUGAAAUAUUAUUAAGUCCUGGUAUUCAAGGACAAUACAUUGUUUGGAUACGAUUAGAAAAUUGGGACCCUGGAACAGUUGAAGCUGACGAAAUUUUAGAGUUUUCAGGUCUACUCUGCGAGCUUCUUUACGCAGAAGCAGACGAAAUUCAUUCCAUCGACAUUAUCGUCGAUUUACAUAAUUUUUCCCUGAAACACUUAUACGGAUUAUCCCCAAAGUUUGCUAAACGAAUGGUGUUUUUUAUGGCAGAAUGUCUGCCAAUGAUUAUGUCACACAUCUAUGUAGUUAGACAACCGAAAAUAUUCUAUCUGGUAUAUUCUUUAUUUAAGCCGUUUUUGGAUGAGAAUAUUAGAAAAACUAUCAAGAUAUGUGGUCAUAAUUAUCAACUGUUGACUGGAACUAUUGGAAAACAUAAUUUACCUAUAGAGUUUGAUGGUACGGUGAAUUAUUCAAAACUUACCAGAUGGUUGAAUAUUUUUCACAACAACCGUACGCAAAAAGGUCUAAAGUUGGCUGGAUACGAAUUCGUCUGAUUUGUUCUUAAGAAAAGAAAGGGUUUUUGUAAAAAUUUUUAUUGAGUGAAAAUUUUGUACUAUUUGGAAAUAAAUGUCUACUGUAUUAA